AUGGAUUGUAUCUUAGCAUUAAAGGGAAAAGAGUAUAUACUUACUGCGUCUAAUAAAGCAUUUGUUCGUGGAAUUACUGUACUUGAUGAUUUAAAUGAUAAAUCAAAAGUUUUAAAUUAUCAUAAUCUUCUUUUAUAUUCAGGAAUGGAAGGUGACACAUUAAAUUUUUCUGAAUAUCUCCAGGCAAAUGUUCAACUUUAUGAAAUGAAAAAUAGUGUUGAAUUGGAAACUAAGGCUGUUGCUAAUUUUGUUCGAAAAGAGUUGGCUGACAGUUUAAGAUCACGGAGACCAUAUGGUGUUAAUCUUCUUUUGGCUGGAUAUGAUAUUGUUUCUAAAUCAGUAGAGCUUUAUUUUUUGGACAAUCUUGCUACUUUUUCAUCUGUUUCUUAUGCAUGUCAUGGUUAUGGGAGUUAUUAUGUAUUGUCUUUAUUGGACAAGUAUUAUCAACAGGAUAUUACUUUAGAAAAGGGAUUAGAAUUGUUAAGGAAAUGUUUGGAUGAAAUGAAAACAAGGCUUCCUAUUGAUUUCAAAAGUUUUAUAAUAAAAAUUGUUGAUAAAAAUGGUAUUUCUGUUAUUAAAGAAUGA
Messenger RNA from Pneumocystis jirovecii RU7, 585 nucleotides. Its product is annotated as proteasome core particle subunit beta 4. Bases 1 to 585 code for a protein of 194 amino acids. The transcript has 4 exons. Gene Ontology annotation, molecular function: peptidase activity. Gene Ontology annotation, cellular component: nucleus; cytosol; proteasome core complex. The record is from RefSeq and is a predicted model, not a curated record. NCBI's taxonomy places the organism in Eukaryota, Fungi, Ascomycota, Pneumocystomycetes, Pneumocystales, Pneumocystaceae. Gene Ontology annotation, biological process: proteasomal protein catabolic process.